UCUGUGAUUGAAAUGCAGCCCUCUUCCUGUGACACGUUUGUGGCUCUACCACCCUCCAGUGAAGGGGCAUUCGUCAUCUUUGGGAAAAACUCUGACAGGCCAUGUGACGAAAUCCAAGAGGUUGUAUAUUUCCCAGACAGAGACUAUAAUGCAGGGGAGAAGCUCGAGUGUACGUACAUAGAGAUUGAACAGGCUGCCCACACCUAUGCAGUUGUGUUGAGCAGACCAGCGUGGCUCUGGGGGGCAGAGAUGGGUGCAAAUGAGCAUCAAGUUUGCAUUGGAAAUGAGGCGGUGUGGGGGAGAGAGAAAGCUGAUUCUGAGGAGGCUCUUCUUGGCAUGGAUCUUGUCAGACUUGGACUUGAGAGAGCUGACACAGCUGAGAAAGCUGUGGAUGUUAUCACUGAGCUUUUGGAGAAGCACGGCCAGGGAGGAUCAUGUAUGGAAGACGACUGUGGCUUCACCUACCACAACAGUUUCCUCAUCUCAGACAGAAAGGAGGCAUGGCUGCUGGAGACGUCAGGGAAGUACUGGGCUGCAGAACGAGUGGAAGGUGGAUAUCGAAACAUCUCAAACCAGUACGCCAUAACAACCAAGAUAGACAAAGAACAUCCAGGAAUGAGGGAAUAUGCCAGAGGCAAAGGCUGGUGGGAUGGGCAAACAGAGUUCAACUUUGCUACAGUUUACUCCUUUUUAACCACAGCCAGGAUAGAGGCAGCUGGGGACCGAUGCUGUGAAGGGAGGAAGCUGCUGGAGAAGAAUGACGGUCACAUUACUGCUGAGGCUAUGAUGGAUAUCCUGAGAGAUAAAGACAGUGGCAUCAACAUGGAGGGCAUGUUCAUGACGACAGGAAGUAUGGUGUCUGUGAUACCCGCAGACCCCGCUCUGCCAGGGGUUCACUAUUUUACAGCGACUCCAGACCCAGAAAGGUCUGUAUUCAAACCGUUCAUCUUUGUGAAAAAUGCCCAUCUGCUGAAGGAAACUACUUCCCCAAGUUUUGGCCCAGAGGAUCCAGUAAAGAUGAAACCCCGUUUCCAGAGAAAGCCCGACCGCAAGCACCCGUUGUUUGUCAAAAACGAGCUAGUGGCUGCCAUGAUUGAAUCCUGCAAGGACAAAGGGCUGGAGAUAACAGAGAGUAUGAGGGAGCUGGAGAAGGAGACGGUAGAGAAGAUGAAGGAGAUUCUCACACAAGGCAUCGAUGAUCCUGAUCUUUUAGUGAACCUGUUCUCAAGCUCUGUUCAAAAUGAGUUGUCCAUUUACAACAAAAUCUGA
Menidia menidia (Atlantic silverside) is the source of this 1269-nucleotide messenger RNA. The record is from the annotation of a GenBank genome assembly. Lineage: Eukaryota; Metazoa; Chordata; Actinopteri; Atheriniformes; Atherinopsidae.